AUGUCUACCCCAUCUACACCCCGCUCGACGCGCACCGCGUCACCGCCAGGCGACUCGCCGGCGAUGCUUACACCAGGACAAAAGAUCAAAGCUAUGAUGGCUCAAUUCGAUAGUGAUUCGGAAUCAGAGAAAGAAAAUACGCCUAAAGUACGGCGACCGAUCGCGAGACCAAGCUUCACGAAUAACACAUCGACGAACGAACCGGCUCAGGAACAAGAGGCAGAGUAUGCGGAUUCGGACGAGGAUGAGGGAGAUGAUGAUAUUGUCAUGCCCAGGGGGCGGAUGGCUGCGAGGUUACAGGCUCAGGGAGAAGACGUGGACAAUAAUGAGUCUGAGACGGCUUACGAUCGAGUGAAGCGGACUCUAGGGGAACAGGAUAAGGGGACUCAGGAGGACGAUGACGAUGACCUUCCUAUGGCUGGACCAAGAAGGCGACAACCGAAUAAACAGAAUAACUCCGAAGAUGAAGAAUUGGAUCGAUCGCCGUCUCCGGCUCGCUCGUUUUCUCCGUUAUUUAUGUCCUCGCCAGCACCACAACGACAUGCACUGCGUGAAGAAAAUGGAUCUGAUGGAUCAGAGAACGAGGAACCACAACCGAAGAAUAACGGCCGACUGCAGACACUCAUCGCUCAGAAACGCAAGGAGCGAGAGGACCGCGAACGAAUCGAAGCCGAGAAGAAAGCUGCUCGCGCAAAACAAAACGAACAAUUCAGCUCCGACGUUCUCUCCGGUGAGGGCAGUGGUGAUGAAAAUGACCGUCAUUCCGCAAAGAAGUUGUCGCAGCAAGCUCGUCCGUCACGCAAGGCCAGCAAGAAGGCUAUAGAAGAGAUGAAUCGCGAGACUCAGCGGAUGAGUAGGAAUAUGCAAUUGGCGCAUCAGGCGCAGACGAAGAAGAAAAUUACAAAGGAGAGUUUUUUUGCUAGAUUUAACUUUGGACAGCCGAAGACGGACAAUGCAGGGCCAUCGGCGGGAAAUUCGUCGACGACAGCUUCGCAGAACUCGUCUGACGGGGAAGCACAGAAGGAUCGGGAGACACCGCGUACGUCUCCUGUUCCAGGCCCUGCUGAUAAACCAGCUGGUCCUGAUGCUGCAAGUGACAAGGGGAAAGAGCCGGAAACCGAAGCUAUGGAGUUUACCAGGCCUCCUCUCGAGGAAGUCCUUGCCAGAACGCAUCUACAGCAAAAAGAACCAAUCGUUGCAAGAGCUCGAGUCCAAACGCAAGAGCCACACCAAAAGGUAUCAGCACCCAAACAUGGUCAUAAAACGCCCAAGAAGCCACCCAUUCGCGUCCAGCUCUCUCGACAGUCGGUAGCCGAACACCAGCAGGAGGACUCCGACGACGAGCUUGAGGUUGUCACAUCUCCUGCCAAGUGCCGUCGAAUUGCAGCCUUCGAAAAUAUCAAGACCAAGAGAUCAGAAGAAUCCGCUUCCAUGUUAAAGUUGAAGGCUUUGGCUCAUCUCACUUCUCCUGACCGUCAAGCGACAUCAACCAACUUCGCGCAGUUGUCAGCCGAUUUGCUAGCCCAGGCAAGAAAACAGGCUGCCGACGAAAGAAAGCAGAGAAUUGACGAGCUUAGGUCUCAGGGUGUUUUUAUUGAAACCGCUGAGGAACGACAAGCCAUGGAGGAUGAAAUUGAGAACCUCGUGGAGAAGGCCCGGCAGGAAGCUGACGACAUCAAGAAGCAAGAGCGUAAGGAAAGGAAUCAAGACCAAAGGGGUGAUGACGAUGAAAGUGAUGGGGCAGAUUAUGAACCUUCUGGUUCUGAGGAUGAGGUUGUUGGCGAUGAUGACGAGGAAGAGGACGAGGACGGAGAAGAAACAGGUGCCCAGAAUGACGGGAACAUGAUUGACGCUGAAGCUGGUGAUGAUAAGGAAUCAGCAGACGAGCAAAGCGAUGCCAUGUCUGCCGACGAAGUCGAUGUACCGUCCACGAGAAGAAAGCGGCCCACUCGAGUGAUCGAAGAUGACGAUGAUGAAGAUGAACAGCAGCAUGAGCCCCAAGCACCAACAACUCCGUCGAACCCAAUCACCCCAAACAAGGGCCCUGCAGCGAGGCCCGAGUUCCCCGGCUUAGAGGACUCUGCUGGAUUGACCAUGGGUCUAACCCAGGCUUUUGCGGGCACAUUGGCUGGAAGUGGACAGGAUACUCAGCCCAAUACCCCCAGUGUUAUCCCAUCACUUCCAGACCCUGUUGUCGGUGUCGAGCCAUCCGAUUCUCAGAUCCUAGUCAAAGACAGCCAGGGACAACGAGAAGAAACCACCGACGUCUUCGCAGGGUAUGAUCCGUCUGGGAGCGGUGUAUCUGAGUCACCAGCUCCGAGAGCAAUGUCCGAAUUUUCGGUGCCUGAACCGACGCAAGAUGCCGGCUUCGUGUAUUCGCCUUAUGAUCCUUCGAAACGGUUCAGGCCUCCCCCGUCGACGAUCGAAACUGUGAUUGUCGAGCGGAGCGAAGCCCCCGUUUCUCCUGUUGCUAGCAGGAAAAACAAGCACCUUCGUCGCGGUCGUGCUGAUAACCAAGGGACGGAAGGUCAAGGUGACGGCGACUUUGAAAUCGACUCCAGUGCAUUCGACGUCAUGAGGAAAGCUACUAGGAAGAAGAACAUUGUUCCAUUCGACAAGCAAAAGAGCAAAGCCAAGGAUGUUGUCGAGGAUGCAGCCGAGGAAUCCGAAGAUGAAUAUGCCGGUCUCGGUGGUGGUAGUGAUGACAGCGACGAUGAAGAGGACGCAUACGAUCAGUCGAUGAUCAACGACAACAGUGGAGAGGUUGUGGACGAGAAGUUGUUGGCUAGGCUUAAUGCUGCUCGACACAGAGACGACGACGCAAAGCAAGUGGAAAAGCUCAUGAAGGAUAUUACCACUGGGGCUCUUCGACGGCGCAGAGGAGCUGAUGAUGACCUCGAUCUCGAUGACCCCGAAGACGAGCUCCUCGCCCGUCGUCGCGAGAAACAACGAGAAUUCGCUCGGAUGCGAAGAGCUCUUCUUGCCGAUGAGAAGGUCAACGAAAUUGCCGAGAACCCCAAGAAGGCAGCCUUCUUCAAAGCUAUCGAGGACCGGGACGAGGAAGAGGAUGUUGAUCUGGAGUUCCUGGAGUACGAGAACGAGGGUGGUUCUCAGGAACAAUCGUCGCAAGAUGUGGCACCAGAAGCACAGAAAGACCCUGCCGCACCAGAAACCGAAAACAACGACAGCAAGAGAAAGCGACCUCUUGAGCCCUCUGCAGAAGACAUCGCCAACCGUCCUCCACCCCAUCUCCGUCGCAAGCCCGCCAGCCACAUGUCCAAGAAACCCGCUACCCUCGCAGAGAUCCGCGAAACAGUCUCUUUCCUCACAGAAACCCACGAAUACGACUCCUUCCACGAAGACGCCGCCAUCGACGAAGAGGGCGGCCAAGACGAACAAAUGACAGAAGCCGGAACACCAGCGGCAGAAGAACCAAAGGAAGACUUUGUCCCUCGCACCCACAACCACAACCACCCCCGCCGCACACGAGGUCCCUCCUCCGCAAGCACCCGCUUCGCCUUCCAUGCCGGCGCUGGCAACGACGCAGCUGUGAAUAUCGGCUUCCGUCCUCCGCUUCGCAAGAACUCAGCAAGUUCUUCAUCACCAAGCAGUUUGUCCUCUGGAUCUUCUGAUUCGCGAAAGACCAUGAAGGCUUCUGCUGGGGCGUCGGCGGCGAAGAAGGGCGCUGUUAAUUAUUAUACGGCUGCUAGGGAGAAGGAGCGGGAGAGUGCGAUUCGGGCUAAAGAGAGGUCUAGUGGGUCGAAUGUUGCGGCGUUGCUUAACAAACAUGCUUCAAAUCGGCGUGGUUUGGGGGCUUUAGGGAAGGGGCAGUGGGAGUGA
Messenger RNA from Aspergillus ruber CBS 135680, 3840 nucleotides. RefSeq lists its product as uncharacterized. Lineage: Eukaryota; Fungi; Ascomycota; Eurotiomycetes; Eurotiales; Aspergillaceae. Gene Ontology annotation, biological process: activation of protein kinase activity; mitotic DNA replication checkpoint signaling; mitotic G2 DNA damage checkpoint signaling. The transcript has 3 exons. The coding region runs from base 1 to 3840 and encodes 1279 amino acids. The record is from RefSeq and is a predicted model, not a curated record. Gene Ontology annotation, molecular function: anaphase-promoting complex binding.